Papaver somniferum (opium poppy) is the source of this 1733-nucleotide messenger RNA. RefSeq names its product tRNA dimethylallyltransferase 2-like. Gene Ontology annotation, molecular function: tRNA dimethylallyltransferase activity. NCBI's taxonomy places the organism in Eukaryota, Viridiplantae, Streptophyta, Magnoliopsida, Ranunculales, Papaveraceae. Gene Ontology annotation, biological process: tRNA modification. The record is from RefSeq and is a predicted model, not a curated record. The coding region runs from base 77 to 1561 and encodes 494 amino acids. Gene Ontology annotation, cellular component: mitochondrion. The transcript has 11 exons.
GAACCAAAUCACCUAAAUUAGGGUUUCUGCAAACUCAUUAUUCAGUGUAGUUGCUUUGAUUCCAUUGGUGAAAAAGAUGGAAACUGAAGAAGUAGAAGAUGUAAUUAAAUCUAAAAACAAAAAAAUCCCUAAAGUGGUGAUAAUAAUGGGAGCUACUGGUGCUGGAAAAUCUCGUUUAGCUAUUGAUCUUGCUUCUCAUUUCCCAAUCGAAAUCAUCAAUGCUGAUUCCAUGCAGGUUUACAAUGGUUUGGAUAUCCUAACCAACAAAGUCACGCUCCAAGAACAGAAAGGAAUUCCUCAUCAUCUAUUGGGAAAUGUAAGCCCUAAUGUUGAAUUCACGUCUAAGGAUUUUCGUGACGCUGCAAUUCCAAUUAUAGAUGAGAUUUUGUCGAGGAAUCACUUGCCUGUUGUUGUUGGUGGUACAAAUUUCUAUAUUCAGGCUUUGGUGAGUCCGUUCCUUCUCAAUAAUUCAAUGGAAGAUAUGGACGAUGGCUGUUUUAGUUCCUUGCCUGCCGAUAAGCAAUCAGAUUGUAAGUAUGAGUUGGGAAAUGAUGGGUCUACAAAUAACUAUAAUCUUCUUAAAGAGCUCGAUCCAGAUGCUGCCAACAGGAUUCAUCCAAAUGAUUAUAGAAAAGUUAAUCAGUACCUUAGUUUGUAUGAGCGAUCGGGUGUCCUCCCUAGCAAACUUUUUCAAGCAAAGGGUGCAGAGAACUGGGGUCGAGUUGAUAAUUCCAGAUAUGAUUGUUGUUUUAUAUGUGUGGAUGUUUCUCUUCCAGUUUUGGACAAAUACGUCGAACAACGAGUAGAUUGCAUGAUUGAUGCUGGCUUACUAGAUGAAGUCUAUGAUAUUUACAACGCAAAUGCGGAUCAUACUCGUGGCAUAUGCCAAGCUAUAGGUGUCAGGGAAUUCAAGGAUUUUUUAAGUUUUUACUGCUCCAACACAAAGAUUUCAGAUAACAAUGUGGGAGAUCAAUAUCGUGACUCUUAUGCUGAAGCUAUCCUACCACCGGAAACAAACUUGGAUAAUGAGGUUUCAAAAGAAAGCUUGAAGGCAAGUUUGAAUUCUGACAAUAGCCAGCACAAAAUGUUGAUAGAUGAAGCUAUUGACAAACUAAAGACAAAUACCAAAAGACUUGUUCGGCGUCAGAAAAGGAGGCUUAACAGGUUGCAAACAGUUUUUGGAUGGGACCUGCAUUAUGUAGAUGCAACUGAAGCUUUCCUUGGUGACUUUGAUGAGGCAUGGCCAAGGCAGGUGGUUGAACCGUCUGUCAACAUUAUCAAGUCAUUCUUGCUCGAGGAGUCGAGCUCUAUUCCCAACUCAGAAAAGCUCGACCCAGUGCAGAUUCAGAUGAAGGAUGCGAGGGAUUUGUGGACUCAAUUUAUUUGUGAGGCUUGUGGCAAUCGGAUCCUUCGUGGGGCACAUGAGUGGGAACAACAUAAAUUGGGUCGUGGGCAUAAAAAGCGUAUGCUUCAUCUUAAGAAGAAACAUCAGAAUUUGUAUUUCAUUCAACUGCAAAAACAGUCAACAGCAUCAAUAGCAGAGGAAACAUCAACACCAUGAGAAGCAGUCGCAGCUUUGGAAGCCAUCAAACGGGCAAAAACAAAAGGAGUUCUUAAUCUUCAUCUUGAAGGGGAUCAGGGCCGUUCCUGAACUUUUUUUGCCCCGAAGCAAAAUUUUUUUUUUAUGCCCAUGUACACAACUGUAAUAAUAAAAGAUAAUUAUAAAAUUGUAA